Molecule: messenger RNA, 1647 nt
Organism: Rhipicephalus microplus (southern cattle tick)
Lineage: Eukaryota; Metazoa; Arthropoda; Arachnida; Ixodida; Ixodidae
Gene: POLDIP2
Product: DNA polymerase delta interacting protein 2
Biological process (GO): error-free translesion synthesis
Cellular component (GO): mitochondrial nucleoid; nucleus
Molecular function (GO): DNA binding
Source: RefSeq, a predicted model, not a curated record
AGCAGCCGCAUUGUCGGCAUCAGCAUUCGAACAUGGCCGCUGUCUUCACAAAAUUUUCCGGCUCCUGCAAACAAAUCUUUGGCUGUAGCUACCCGUGGAAACAUGCUACGCACGCACAGUACACAAGGCUCGCCGAAGUCGGCCGCCUGGAAACGCCGAAACUCGAAGGCAAAUACGACACCGGUCAGCUCUUCCUGCAUCGAAUAUUUGGAUACCGAGGAAUCACACUAUUCCCAUGGAUGGCCAGAGUUUACGAUCGUGACAUACCCAGCAAAAAGAACUCGGAGGGAUCAGAGGAGGGCAGCGACGGCUUCAACCACGUUGGUCGUGAGGUGAAGGGCAAGACCCACACAUACUACCAAGUUCUCAUCGACUCCAGAGACUGUCCGUAUGUGCGGACACAGACGGAGGCAGUGACGUUUCUAGGAAAUCAGGACAACAGCCGCUCCCUUUACGCCAUCCCAGGGCUGGAUUACGUCGGCCACGACGACAUCCUGCCUUACACGUCCACCGAGAAGCAGCCGUUGCAUCACGAGCUCUUCGACAAAUUCCUCGUCUGUGAGCCCGACAAAGACCCCCCAUUCUCGGCCAAGGACACUCUGCGUGCUUGGCAGGAGAAGAAUCACCCGUGGCUUGAGCUGUCGGACGUGCACCGGGAGACGACCGAAGGCGUGCGAGUCACUGUCAUUCCCUUCUACAUGGGUUGCCGCGUCGCACAGAGCAGCACUGUCUACUGGUGGCGCUAUUGCAUCCGGCUGGAGAACCUGGGUGACCUAGCAGUGCAGCUACGGGAACGUCACUGGCGCAUCUUCAGCUUAUCGGGAACCCUGGAGACGGUCCGUGGUCGGGGCGUCGUUGGGCAGGAGCCAAUCCUAUCAAAGUCGCAACCAGCAUUUCAGUACAGCAGUCACGUGAGCCUGCAAGCGCCAAGUGGGCAUAUGUGGGGCACGUUUCGGAUGGAGCGAGAGGACGGCUUCACAUUCGACUGUCGGAUUCCUCCAUUCUCGCUCGAAAGCAAGCAGGAGCAGAGCCCACAGCCGGCAGCCGUCUAGUCACUCGCCGUAUCCCAUUGGCCAUACCGAGGCCAGUCGCUGUGCCCUGCCACACACACGCACACACACGAAGCAAACCUGCUUAACGUGAUGCCAUGAACCGAAGUCGUGCAAGAGGAGCGCUUGGGUCUCCUCCAGAGCUAUCUCGAAGACAGCUAGCAAAUUCAGGGCUUGAGGAGGGCUUCGUACAUGGCUCUGCUUGCUAGAAGCACUAAUGCAGAGUCUAGUUCUUGCACGAACAAACCUGUGGCUCGACCCUGCUACAGCUGUGAAUAUUGUUGGUUGAGCAACACACGAUGGACUUCCAGAAGACUGCUGCGCAAUGUCUCAUUCAGCCGUGGGUAUCACUCUGGACAGGGCCAAGCUGUCGUACUCGAGGUGGACUGUUUAUUGCAUAGUUGGACGGCGUGCCAGUGCUAGUGGCUUUUGUAGCCGUUUUAUUUUGUUCGAAAUUUGCAGUUGAUGUUAUUUUUUAGGAAUGAAAGAUCUUGUUUUUCUUCAGACAAGGAGGCUGUUUUUGCCUUGCUUGCAUGAGUUGAUUGUUACGAAGAAUAGAGUUCAUGAAAGAGUAAAAGUAAAAGAGAGCCAGUUUACA